Molecule: messenger RNA, 5865 nt
Organism: Galendromus occidentalis (western predatory mite)
Lineage: Eukaryota; Metazoa; Arthropoda; Arachnida; Mesostigmata; Phytoseiidae
Product: citron rho-interacting kinase sticky
Exons: 24
Coding region: 1-5865 (1954 amino acids)
Biological process (GO): mitotic cytokinesis; actomyosin structure organization; peptidyl-threonine phosphorylation
Cellular component (GO): cytoskeleton; cytoplasm
Molecular function (GO): protein binding; protein serine/threonine kinase activity; ATP binding
Source: RefSeq, a predicted model, not a curated record
AUGGCCAGCUCGACAGUUUCAGCAGCGGGUUCUCCGGGCCGGAGGGAACCAAUCGCGGUGAGAUCGGCUCGCAUCAACAACUUUGUGCUCGGCAAAAGCGCCACGAUCGACGACAACAAUUUGAAAAACUUAUUCAACAGAGACUCGCUUCUGGACGCUUUGUUCGUCCUGUACGAAGAGCUCAAUAAUGACAGCAUGCGAAAGGAUAAGAAUGUACAGAAAUUCCUCGAAAAGUAUCGACAGCCGAUCACGGACCUGCGUACUCUGCGGGUUUCAAUCUCUGACUUCGAGGUGAAGAAAGUCAUUGGCAGGGGUCACUUCGGUGAGGUGAAAGUUGUGAAAGAAAAAGCCACCGGUGAAGUGUUUGCCAUGAAAACCUUGCGCAAGAUUGAAACCCUAAGCCAGCAGGCUGUUGCCUUCUACGAAGAGGAGCGUGAUAUAAUGGCGCAAGCCCAGGACACCAAGUGGAUCACAAAACUCCAUUACGCCUACCAGGACGCAGACAAUCUUUAUCUUGUGAUGGAGUUCCUGCCCGGCGGGGACCUCUUAUCUCUGCUCGAUCGGAACGACAACAUUCUGAGCGAGGACCAUGCGCGAUUUUACCUGGCGGAACUCGUUCAGGCCAUCAACACACUCCACUCAAUGGGAUACGUCCAUCGCGAUAUCAAACCGGACAACAUUCUCAUUGAUCGCCGAGGCCAUAUAAAAUUAGCGGAUUUUGGUUCAGCCGCGAGGCUGUCGUCCAAGAAAGACGUAACUUCUAAGAUGCCGGUCGGAACACCUGACUACAUCGCCCCCGAGGUGUUGCAGGCGAUGAACGAGCGCGGCACUUCCGGGCAAACCUACGGGACAUGCUGCGAUUGGUGGUCGCUGGGUAUCGUAGCCUACGAAAUGCUUUACGGUCAGACCCCGUUCAGCGACGAACGAGUCAUGAAAACAUACUCCAACAUCAUAAACUUCAAAAAAACCCUCGCUUUCCCGACCGAUUUCGUCGUGAGUCCUCCAGCAGUGGCUCUUAUCACAGCGUUGCUUGAGCACUCGGACAAACGACUCGAUUACAAAGGUCUCUUGGAGCACAAGUUUUUCGAAGGGACCUUCUGGUCGAAUCUGCGUUCAAUGGUUCCACCUUUCGUUCCCCAACUGACUGGGCUCGACGAUACCUCGAAUUUUGAUGAUUUUGAAGAAGAAUCACGGGCAUCGAGUCGCGCCUACUUACGGUCUCUGCAGAAAAAGGAGUUCGAAACUGCCAAUCUGCCCUUCGUGGGAUUCACCCACACCCUCGAAGCGGAACAGCACACUAUGGAUCCGUCGGUCGAGGGACAGACCGCCGCGAUGGCUUUCUCGGGUACUCUCCGCAAGAAUGACGAUACCAGGCGGAAAGAACUUCAGGAAAAGCUAGCGCUCGUGCAAGCCAGUGAAAGUCAGCUCAAAGACGCGAACGAGGGUCUGAAGUCUCGUUUGAAGGAAUCCGAAGCGAGAACAGCCAAAUUCCAAGAUGAACUGAGCGCUCUCGAACGCUGCAUGAUCGAGAGGGACACCGAGCUCAAGAAGUUAGAGGAGAAAUGCCAACAAGAAACUCUGCUAAGGAAACGCAGCGAGCAGAAAGCCAUUGAAAUCGUCAAAGGUUACCAAAGGCAGUACAAGCGCUCCGACGAACUCAUCAAAUGGAGUUUGACGGCGCCAGACAGCCCGCUUAACGACAAGAAUCAAUCGAGACUAUUCGAUCUACCGCACCAGAUCCUGGAACAGCAGAAAACGAUCGAGGAUUUGACGAAGGAGUUGCAGAAAUCCCGAACCCUUGCCAGGGACUACAAGGAGAAGUUCCACACUAUUUUCUCCGACAGCCAGAAGUGCGUGGAACGCCUCCAGGAAAUCCAAGUCGGCAACCUUGCAUACGUUGAAGGACUGAAGAAAGAUCUCACUGAAGCCGUUAAUUCUAAACGCGUUGUGGAAAAUAACUUGGCGAAUGCUCGUCAACUUUGUGAAGAGUACGUCAACCGGCUCAAAGAACUACAGGAUACCAAUAGAGAGCUGAAGAUCAAGGUCAAGACGCUCGAAGUCCGCGUGCAAGAGCUCGAAACUGAGUUGAGUCACAGCGAUCUGUCUGAAUUCGAGGGGCCAAGUGACUUGGCUGCAGAGUGUGCCGAGCUGCGCAUGAAACUCCAAGGAGCCCAGGAGACGAACACAAGGCUGGAAGUUCAGGUUGUUGAACUCGCAGAACAGGUGUCACAACUUGAAGCCACGGAGAUUCGCAGAACCAAUGAAGCCGCUGCACCUUGCGUCUCGUGCGCCACUCUCGAGAAACAGAUCGAGGCUUUGAAGUCACAGCUGGCCUCAACUCUCGAUAAUGAACGACAGAGGCCCGAAAAUGUCGUGGGCGUGAAUGGCGACGUUCAAGAUGGCAGGAAAGUCCGAUUCAGCGAGAUUGCCGAUUUCACGGUCAAUCUGGAGAAUCACGUCGAUGACAAUCGUAACAGUGUGACCAUCCUGACGGACGACGAGAAGAAGCAGAGGCUGUCCAUCGGGACGAACUCUUCGUUCUACACAGUGGACAGCUGCCUUUGCAAAUGCGCGGAAGAGAACGAGGCUCUCCGCAAAGAUCUCGAGAAAGCUCGCGAGGACCAAGAAAUAAAUAAGAAGAGGUGGCUUGACACUUCGGUCGAAUUGCGGAAACGCAACGAGCAAAUCAAGGAGCUCCAGCUCGACCUCCGAAUCGCCAAUCGCGAGAUCAAAAACUUCAAGAGCGCUUCGGAAACCAAUGAAAAAAUCAGAGGUCAGACUCUUGAAACCGAAAAAGCCCUCAAGGAGCAACUUGCGGCGGCGGAGACGUUCAAAUCAAGGCUCGCUGAGCUCGAGGAAGAGCUGCAGUCCACAAAGGAUCUGGCUCAACAGAAGGAGUUGGCGGCUGAGACAGAGCAGGCGAAACUCCAGGAACGCCUCCGAAUGCUGCAAGACACCACGAGCACACAGAGUGAUCUCCAACAACAACUCGCUUCGUUCUCCGACCAACUCAAAGAAGCUGGCCUCAGAUGCAAGAUGCUCGAGAAAGAGGCUGAGAUGGCGAACCGUAGGAAAGUCGAUGCUCAGAAGCAGUUGGAGGAUUGCAAGAAGGAGCUGAAGAAGGUCACUAUCCAGAACGAAGAAUGGAAAACCGAAUUCAAGUCCGUCGGUGAGCUCAUGAACGGUCUCAAUGACGAAGCCGAGCAGAACAAAGCUGAAAUCGUCACCCUUCGGGAGCUUGUGGCGAAACUCCGUAGCGAGAAUUCGUCCCUGGAAAACCAAGCCCAGCUUUUAGAUGAAGCCCGGUCGACCCUCGCUAACCGCGAGUCUACGAUAAUCGACUUGAAGGACGCUCUUCGCGAGGAACAGGAGAAACUGUUCGAAGCUCUACGCAGCAAGGAACAGUUCGAAGAACAGAUCUCCUUCGCUCAGGCUGAGCUCAAGGCGAAGUUGAGGACAAUCGACGGCCUCCACGAAGAAGUUCUAAGCUUGAAACGUGAAACCUCGAAACACAUAACGAUGAUCAAUUCCCUGAAUCGGAAUAUGGUACAACUCAACGAGCAGCUCGAAGACACCAAUAUAAAGGCCGAAGAAGAGGAGGAGAGGAAUAGAUGUAUCAUGGCGCAGAUGAAGAAACAGCAGAGCGAACACAGCUACGCUGUUUUGAGACUCACCAAACAGCUACAGCAAUACGAGAAGUGCGUCGAGUUCCUCAAAGAACAACUGGCCAAAGCGAACACCAAGAAGAGCCUGUUCGGCUUCGGUGGGAAGAGCAAGGAAGAGAAAGACCGACACGGUCCGAGGGACAAAGAAUACACCAGCAAGAUCCGCAAAUUACAACAAGAACUCGAAAGUUCCCGCCAAGAAGUUAUGGAGCUCCAAAAGAAACUCAGUGAAGUCGAACGCCGGCUCGUGAGAGAGCAGGAACGAAACGAGAAGAAGGCGCAGCAAACCGCAUCGCUCAACUACCACGAUAGCGCGAGCUCGAGUCUCAGUGACUCCAGUCAUCAGGAGCCUGUGAACACGACAAAUGCGGUCAACCUCUGCUCUCCUCAUCAAUUGCGAGCCGUGGAAGAAUUGACGAAAUCGCCAGCCUCCAAUCAAGCCUUGCAGCAACACACCGGACCCUUCCAAGGUCCAACCAACCGCAUAUCCCACAACAUCCCGCAUAAGCUCCACCAUUCCAUGGCGUAUUCCAACAAGAAGUGCGAUUUGUGCUCUCGCUCUGUGCUGAUGGGCACGAAAAUUGCCACGUGCCAAGAGUGUGACCAUGCCUUCCACGUAUCGUGCAGCCAAAAGGCGCCACCGGUCUGCGGUCUGACGCGAGAGCACCUUCGUCUCUAUGAAAAAAUGACCAGCGUCAAGUUCGCGAAGGAUACAAAAGAAGUUUCGUUCAACGCCGAGAGACCGGAGGGCUACGUCAAGAUACCAAAGAACGGGAGUCCAAAGUUCGGAUGGGAGAAAGCCUAUAUGGUUCUUGACGAUGGUAUUCUGUACUUAUUCGAUAAGAAUUUCACCCCAGGAGGCAACAACAUCGAGGCUGUCGAUCGGUACAACCUCGUUGGCGACGGAAACACGCAUAUCUACAUCGAUCGAGAUGUUUUCAAAUCAGAACUCCGUGAAGGAGUCAACACUGAUUACGUUCUCAAGCUGGUUGUGCACAAUCGCGAACAAGAAAAACGACCUUUGUAUAUGAUGUUUUCGGGUGUGGGCGAGAAACGUCUCUGGUACAACGCCCUGCAAGACACCAUCGAGAAACAUUCGCGCGGUAGCAAGAGCGUGACGCGGAAAAUAGCCGAUAUCCGAGACAGUCCCAUGUAUUGUCUGUGGGAAAUCGAUGAGAGCUUAUUGCUCGUUGGCGGAGCUGAGGGACUCCAUGUUGUUGAUGCCAGGCAGAAGAAGGUUCGCAGGACGAUUCCGGGUGUACCGGCGGUUUUCCAGAUUCAGCUCAUCGACAACUUCAACAAGGCUAUCAUGAUCGUUGAUUCUCGGAAGCAUGAGUUGGUCUGGUGUCGGAAGUCCGACUUCAGAGACCACAUUCAGUGCGAAGGGGACGUCGACCUACCUCCCGUGAGCCUCCUGCCCGUCGGCCUUUCGAACGGUCAUGCUCAUAGAGCUCACGGUCUGGAGAACUGUUCUAUGUUCCGAGUGAGUCGGGACGGGAGCCUUCUCGUUGUGAGCAAUUCUGAAGCGCUUAUUGUGCUGCGCUACAGAGCCGAGACGCUGCUCUAUGAAGUUGAGAAGAAAUUCGAGACGGAAACCUUGUGUUCGUCAAUCCAGUUGACUCCGUUCUCCGUCAUCUUCAGCAGCGACAAGGUGUACGCCAUGGACAUGCGAACCUAUGAGGUCCGCGAAUUCCUCGACGCCUCCGAUGAGUCUCUGGGAUUGUUCCCGACUGCUUUCAAGGGACCUUAUUACAUCCUCGAGGUGGAACCCCAGACCGAAUAUUUGAUCGCCUGCAGCGCUAUCGGCUUCUUCGUCAAUGCUCAAGGGCGCCGGAACCGUGUCGGCGAUAUCAACCUUGGAAGCUCGAUCCUUAACCUCGAAAUGUGCCAAAGGUCCCUCUUCGUUUGUGACGACGAUCACAUCCAGGUGUGUAUGGUUAUGCCGUCCGGAAGCCACAAUGACCUUCGGUUGGUGGAAACAUUGCACGCCCGCAGCAUCCGUUAUCUCGGCCGAGCCAGAGGCAGCGAUGCCAUCUACGUGGCCUGGAUUUGGAAGAAUAAACCAUGCAUUUCGAAAAUAUUCGCGUUCCCCGUAGACAGCUCAUCUCUGAGCGAUCUAUCUGUUGCAACCGGCGGCGAAUUUUCGUUCACAUCAUCGAUUGAAGAAAACCUCGAUCGCUUCGAAGAUUGUCACGAUUGA